CUUUCUGAAAAUGGCGGCGAGGAGAGAAGCUGCGACGACAUCCGCGGCUGCGGCGGCCGCUCAGCUCGAGUCUCCCGUCAAACAGGUUCAGAUCGACGGGCUGGUUGUGCUGAAGAUCAUCAAACAUUUCCAGGAGGAGGGUCAAGGCAGUGAAGUAGUUCAAGGAGUGCUUUUGGGGCUAGUAGUUGAUGAUCGUCUUGAAAUUACCAACUGCUUCCCUUUCCCUCAGCACACAGAAGAGGAUGCUGACUUUGACGAAGUUCAAUACCAAAUGGAAAUGAUGAGAAGCCUCCGCCACGUCAACAUCGACCAUCUCCACGUUGGCUGGUACCAGUCAACUUAUUAUGGUUCAUUUGUCAGCCGAGCCCUGCUGGACUCCCAGUUUAGCUACCAACAUGCAAUUGAAGAGUCCGUGGUUCUCAUAUAUGAUCCUAUUAAAACAGCUCACGGCUCUCUUUCACUGAAGGCAUACAGAUUGACCCCCAAAUUGAUGGAAGUUUGUAAAGAGAAGGAUUUCACUCCUGAAGGAAUAAAGAAGGCACUCAUUACCUCUGAGAACAUGUUUGAAGAAGUGCCCAUCAUUAUCAAGAAUUCUCACCUUGUCAACGUGCUGAUGUGGGAACUGGAGGAAAAAUCUAGCGUGGCUGAGAAACAGGAGCUCCUCAAUCUAGCUAGUGGAAACCACCUGGAGAAGAACCUCCAGCUCUUAAUGGACCGAGUGGAUGAAAUGAGCCAAGAUAUCAUUAAAUACAACACUUACAUGAGAAAUCUGACCAAACAGCAGCAACAGAAGCAACAAUAUCUGCACAGGCGCCAACUGGAGAAUACCCAGAGACAAAGCCGCGGAGAACCAUCACUACCAGAGGAGGAUAUGAGCAAGUUAUUCAAACCACCUCAGCCACCACCAAGGCUUGAAACUCUCCUUGUCGCAGGACAAAUCAACACCUACUGCCAGCGGAUCAAGGAGUUCACAGCACAGAGUAUGGGCAAAUUAUUCAUGGCUGAAGCUCUUCAGGGUCACAACAGCUAAAGUCCCAGUUGGGUGUGCUCUAGCUUCAUGGUCCUUUCAGAUCCAACAAAACCCCAUUCUUGAAAACCAGUCUAAUCUUUGUAUAAAUUGGGUUUUACACAUUUUUGAACCAAAUAUUUAAAGAUUUGGGUUACCUCAAUUUGUGUAGCCCAAAUGAAAAUAAAUACGAAUUUGGAAACC
This is a messenger RNA of Callorhinchus milii (elephant shark), 1210 nucleotides long. It is a transcript of the gene eif3hb, whose product is annotated as eukaryotic translation initiation factor 3, subunit H, b. The record is from RefSeq and is marked provisional. Lineage: Eukaryota; Metazoa; Chordata; Chondrichthyes; Chimaeriformes; Callorhinchidae. Gene Ontology annotation, cellular component: cytoplasm; eukaryotic 43S preinitiation complex; cytosol. Gene Ontology annotation, molecular function: translation initiation factor activity; protein binding; metallopeptidase activity.